CUGCCUCUUGCCCGCUGCCCCCGCCCCGCCCGAACAACCACGACCCCCUCAUGGACACGCCUUCUGUCAAAGCCCCGCCCCCGAGGAAUCCGCGCGGAAGGCCAGGCCUGGGCGGGACGCAGAGCAGGGGGCGCUGGGGAGGCUGCGCCGUAGCACCCGGUUGGUCAGGCCAAAGUGGGCCCAAAGCGGACGUGAGCAGGGUCGGACCAAAAUGGCGGUGCAGGUGGUGCAGGCGGUGCAAGCGGUUCAUCUCGAGUCUGAUGCUUUCCUAGUUUGUCUCAACCACGCUCUGAGCACAGAGAAGGAGGAAGUGAUGGGGCUGUGUAUAGGAGAGUUGAAUGAUGAUACAAGGAGUGACUCCAAAUUUGGAUAUACUGGAACAGAAAUACGCACAAUUUCUGAAAAGGGUGAAACUGUCAGAAUUGUUCACAUUCAUUCUGUCAUCAUCUUGCGACGUUCUGAUAAGAGGAAGGACCGAGUAGAAAUUUCUCCAGAGCAGCUGUCUGCAGCCUCAACAGAGGCAGAGAGGUUGGCUGAACUAACAGGUCGCCCCAUGAGAGUUGUGGGCUGGUAUCAUUCCCAUCCUCAUAUAACUGUUUGGCCUUCACAUGUUGAUGUUCGCACACAAGCCAUGUACCAGAUGAUGGAUCAAGGCUUUGUAGGACUUAUUUUUUCCUGUUUCAUAGAAGAUAAAAACACAAAGACGGGCCGAGUACUCUACACUUGCUUCCAAUCCAUACAAGCCCAAAAGAGCUCAGAGUAUGAGAGAAUUGAAAUCCCAAUCCAUAUUGUACCUCAUGUCACCAUCGGGAAAGUGUGCCUUGAAUCAGCAGUGGAGCUGCCCAAGAUCCUGUGCCAGGAGGAGCAGGAUGCAUACAGGAGGAUCCAUAGCCUUACACAUCUGGACUCAGUAACCAAGAUCCAUAAUGGCUCAGUGUUUACCAAAAAUCUAUGCAGUCAGAUGUCAGCAGUCAGCGGGCCUCUUCUACAGUGGUUGGAGGACAGAUUGGAGCAGAACCAACAACAUUUGCAGGAGCUACAGCAAGAAAAGGAGGAACUUAUGCAAGAACUUUCUUCUCUAGAAUAAAGCAGGAGACAGAAUGGGGGGGAAGAUGAAAAUAUCCAGCGUAAAAUUAAUUAAGCUAAAUCAAUUUUGAAGAAGAAGAAGUUGGAUGACUCACAUUAUCCAGUAUCAAGACUUACUACAAGGCUAUAGUAAUCAAGAUGAUAUUAGCAAGUGAAUGACACAUAGAUCAGUGGAACAGAAGAGAGAAUCCCGGAAAUAAAUUCACAUGAAUAUGUCCAACUAAUUUCAACAAAGUAAUAAAGCAAGUCAAUGGAGGAACAAUUGAAUAUCUAUAGGCUUAAAUAAAUAAAUAAAUAAAUAAAGUGGACCUUAACUUAAACCUAUCAUCUUAUAUAAAAUGUAACUCAAAAUAUAUCGUGGAUUUAAAUGUAAUAUGUAAAACUAUAAAACAGGAAAAAUUUGAUAUUUUGGGCUUUAUCAAAAUUACGACCUUCUGUUUUGUAAAAAAAUGAAGAAGAUGAAAAAACAAGCUACAAAUUGAGAUAAAUUUUUUUCUAACCAUGUAUCUGAUCAAUCUGAAAUAUAUAAAGUGUGCUCAAAACUCCUAGACAUUUAUUCCACAGAAAUGAAAACUAUGUUGGCACAAAAUCCUGUACACAUAUUCAUAGCAGCUACAUUUGUGAUAGCCCAAAAUUGGAAACAACCCAGAGGUCCUGAAAUGAAAAGAAAGUAUUGAUACAACUUGGAUGUAUCUCAGGAGUAUCAUGGUGAAUGAAGAAAGCCAAUCUCAAAAUGUUACAUACUUUCUGAUUGCAUUUAUAUAACAUUCUUGAAAUGACAUAAUCAUAGAAUUAAAGAACAGAUUAAUGAUUGCCAGGGACAGAGACUGGAGAAGAUGUGGGAUAUGUAUGACUAAAGGGAAGACACAAGGAGUUCCUUUGUGUUGAUGGGACAAUUCUGUAUCUUAAUUGUGGUGUUAAGUAUAUGAAUCUAUACCUAUGCUAAAAUUGUGUAGACCAAGAUAUAAAAAAAUGAAUGCAUGUAAAAUUUUGUGAAACUGAAUAAAGCCUAGUUAUACCAUUGUCAAAACCUUGGUUAUGAA
Messenger RNA from Nycticebus coucang (slow loris), 2129 nucleotides. RefSeq names its product BRCA1/BRCA2-containing complex subunit 3 (gene BRCC3). Gene Ontology annotation, cellular component: BRCA1-A complex; BRISC complex. The record is from RefSeq and is a predicted model, not a curated record. The transcript is spliced from 11 exons. The coding region runs from base 212 to 1087 and encodes 291 amino acids. Gene Ontology annotation, biological process: double-strand break repair. NCBI's taxonomy places the organism in Eukaryota, Metazoa, Chordata, Mammalia, Primates, Lorisidae. Gene Ontology annotation, molecular function: polyubiquitin modification-dependent protein binding; cysteine-type deubiquitinase activity; metallopeptidase activity.